AUGGAUUUCACCCAGCCCACUCAGACCCAGCCCACCCAGCAGGCCCCUGAAACACAGCUAGGUGACCGGCUUAAUGGUGAUACCAACUUGAUCUGUCGUUUAAUAUGCACUACGGGUCAAUAUAGUUACUUCGAUUUGACAAAGACAAAGGAUGAUCGAACAUGGACUGUGGGUAGAAACGGCACCUGUGACUUUGUGUUGAGCACAAGUACACGGCUAUCGAACAAACAUUUCAAAAUAUGGUUUAAUGAGGGCGAUAAGACGACUUGGAUCCAGGAUACCUCUACUAAUGGAACCCAUUUGAACAACAGCAGAUUGGUGAAAGGUUCCAAUUAUAUGCUAAAUCAAGGAGAUGAAAUAGCCGUAGGUGUUGGUGUGCCUAAGGACGUUGUAAGGUUUGUGGUGUUGUUCACGGAUGAGUUCAAUCCAGCCAAAGUCGCUGGUUCGAGUGCCGAUAAUAGCGAGCUGGGCAUUCAUAGUGACUUCAUAAUACGCCAAGAAGCCAUUGGCCAGGGUGCGUUCGCCACCGUGAAGAAGGCGAUAGAAAGAUCUACUGGAGACUCGUAUGCUGUGAAAAUCAUAAACAGAAGAAAGGCACUCAAUGCUGGAGGAGCCAUGGUGGGUGUCGAUCGUGAGCUUCAGAUUCUUCGCAAACUUCACCACCCCAACAUUGUGGCCCUUAAAUCGUUCUACGAAGAUAUGGACAACUACUAUCUCGUCAUGGAACUUGUGCCUGGCGGAGAUUUGAUGGACUUUGUGGCUGCCAAUGGUGCAAUUGGCGAAGAUGCCACCCAGGUUAUCACUAAGCAAAUCCUCGAGGGAAUCUCAUAUGUGCACAAACUAGGUAUUCUGCAUCGAGAUUUGAAACCGGACAAUAUAUUAAUCAUGCAAGAUGACCCCAUUUUGGUGAAAAUUACCGACUUUGGCUUGGCCAAGAUUAGCGACAAUGCCACUUUUAUGAAAACUUUUUGUGGAACGCUUGCAUAUGUGGCCCCUGAGGUUAUUACUGGAAAGUUUGACUCGUCUCAAGAUUCCUCAAGGGCAAACUACUCGUCGCUAGUUGACAUUUGGUCGCUUGGUUGCCUCGUUUAUGUGCUUCUUACAUCACAUCUUCCCUUCAACGGUAAAACACAGGCACAAAUGUUUCAAAAAAUAAAACAGGGAGAGUUUCACGAGUCUCCUCUUAAUUCAUAUAACGUAUCUCCAGAGGGCCGAGAUUUCCUAAGAGCAUGCUUGCAAGUCGACCCACGACAGCGAAUGACAGCCGAGCAGGCAUUAAAGCACAACUGGUUAAGUGCUCUAGACUCGUAUACUGAAGAGCUGCAAAAAGUGUUGAGCUUAUCACAAUCACAGUCCCAGCAGUCAAGAAAGGUGGACAAUGGUAUACCUAUCACGGAUCCAAUCAGCAAAAUAGAUGAGGAAUUGAUGUUAAGACCCUUGGAUAGUGAGCGAAACAAGAAGAAAAACAAUAAUGAAUUCAAGGUGCCAAAGAGAGUUGUACCAAUGCCUCAAUCGCAACCACCUAAAUUCAGCCAGGAUUCGCAAAAGAAUGGACCUUCACCUGUCAAGAGAGGUAGAUCUGAAGAAGACAAUUCACCAUUGAAGAAGCAAAAAACAAUAGAGCCAGUUACUUUGGCGGUACCUAAUGGUGUCAGAGAACUUUCGCAGCCUCAUUCAGUCAAAUCACCAACUCGCAGUGAUACACCAAAAGAUACAUUUAUACAUCUCAAACCAUUGAAGGACUCCAUUGCCCACGCUCCUAUAUUCAUAAGGCAAGGAGUUAAUCCGUACGCAGUAGGGCGGAACGAAACAUGUGAUACGUUCAUUAACGACGACCGAAUGUCUAAAAUACACUGUUUGUUCAACAAAAAGAGACACCCAGUGUUUGAAAAAUCAAUCUAUGAAAGUCCCGCUCACUGUUUAGAUGACGUAUGGCUACUAGAUUUCAGCACAAAUUCGUGCUUGGUGAAUGGUGUUGUCUUGGGGAAGGGUAAGAAAGUGCAGUUAUUCAAUGGUGAUCAAAUUGCUUUCUUUCAAGAUGGUACAACGCACGAAGUUCUUGGAUUUGAAGUUGAUAUUCAUGACCCAACCGGUCUCUUCAAUGGAGGAGAACGACUUCCUGAAAAUGACCCAAAAUUUGUUAAUGUAAUGAGACAAGAUGCAGCUGACUUGAAACUUCGGCCAAAGGUAGUACUAGAGCUGGCAGUUGCAGAACGGGGUAUGACUUCCAACCCAGUCAAGAUUGCUUAUGGUACGGGCGGAAGCUUAAAUCUGGUACUUCGGCACCAACGCAAGAGAAUAGACGAAGAAACGAAAGUGCCUGGAGGAAGCCAAACAUUGAAGCGAGCCAGUCUCCAAAUAGGACAGCAGCGGCCCACGAACUCAUGGAUAGGAUAG
Molecule: messenger RNA, 2397 nt
Organism: Meyerozyma guilliermondii ATCC 6260
Lineage: Eukaryota; Fungi; Ascomycota; Pichiomycetes; Serinales; Debaryomycetaceae
Gene: RAD53
Product: serine/threonine/tyrosine protein kinase
Exons: 1
Coding region: 1-2397 (798 amino acids)
Biological process (GO): DNA repair; DNA damage checkpoint signaling; protein phosphorylation
Cellular component (GO): nucleus; cytoplasm
Molecular function (GO): protein serine/threonine kinase activity; protein serine/threonine/tyrosine kinase activity; protein binding
Source: RefSeq, a predicted model, not a curated record